Molecule: messenger RNA, 723 nt
Organism: Nannospalax galili (Upper Galilee mountains blind mole rat)
Lineage: Eukaryota; Metazoa; Chordata; Mammalia; Rodentia; Spalacidae
Exons: 4
Coding region: 1-723 (240 amino acids)
Source: RefSeq, a predicted model, not a curated record
AUGCGAACAAAACAGUGUCUCAACUGUACGGGUUAUCUUUCACUCUGUAUGUCAAUUCUUCUAACUAUCAUCUAUCUAUCUAUCUAUCUAUCUAUCUAUCUAUCUAUCUAUCGAAUCUAUCUAUCAUCUAUCUAUCUAUCAUCUAUCUACCAUCUAUCCAUCUAUCUAUCAGUCAUCUAUCUAUCUAUCUAUCUAUUCUAUCAUCUAUCUAUCAUCUAUCUACUAUCAAUCAUCUGUCAUCUAUCGAUCUACCUAUCUAUCUAUCUAUCUAUCUAUCUAACAUCUAUCUAUCAUCUAUCACCUAUCUAUCUAUCAUCUAUCUGUCUAUCUAUCUAUCUAUCUAUCUAUCUAUCUAUCUAUCUAUCUAUCUAUCUAUCUAUCUAUCUAUCUAUCUAUCUAUCUAUCUAUCUAUCUAUCUAUCUAUCUAUCUAUCUAUCUAUCUAUCUAUCUAUCUAUCUAUCUAUCUAUCUAUCUAUCUAUCAUCUAUCUAUCUAUCUAUCUAUCAUCUAUCAGCUAUCUAUUAUCUAUCUAUCAUCUAUCUAUCAUCUAUCAUAUAUCAUAUAUCUAUAUCUAUCUACCAUCUAUUAUUCAUCUAUCUAUCAUCUAAAUUCAGCUUGUGGCUACAUCUUAGUGGUCGAGCACUGCUCAACAUGUAGAGGAUUCCAGGCCCUCAGCAGUGCACAACAGGAGGAGCAAGAGGAGCGAGAGAAGCAAGAGAGAUGA